Stylophora pistillata is the source of this 2985-nucleotide messenger RNA. RefSeq names its product potassium voltage-gated channel subfamily A member 1. NCBI's taxonomy places the organism in Eukaryota, Metazoa, Cnidaria, Anthozoa, Scleractinia, Pocilloporidae. Gene Ontology annotation, biological process: protein homooligomerization; potassium ion transmembrane transport; action potential. Gene Ontology annotation, cellular component: membrane; voltage-gated potassium channel complex. Gene Ontology annotation, molecular function: delayed rectifier potassium channel activity; protein binding. The record is from RefSeq and is a predicted model, not a curated record.
ACCGGCCGUUGUUCUGUUUAACCAGCUUGAGCAAAACCACUUGAUCAGAGUUGAGGCGAAUAACGGGAAUAGCGUUCAAUUCUAUGGGGAAAAUGGUGAAGAAUAUACAGACGGGGAGAAUUUUGUAAAGGACUGAACAGUUGUCAAGGACUUCAUUUUGCAGAGAAAAAAAUCUUCAGAAUAUUUUGAACAAGAUGCAAGGUUAAAUCUAAAAAGGCUUUUGUAGACUGAAAAUUUUUUUUGAUACCAGCGACUGGCUGUUGCAGUUUCAAGGAACGGAGAGGACAUCGUGAAACGUUUCUUCACUGAUAUUUGACCUGAGACGAAACCUUUUUCGGCAUCAGUUGUUUAACAGCCGUUUGGAAAGCUGAAUGUUUGAAAUACUUCAGAAAGAAGCCAAAAAGAUCAAUCAUUUCCGAGACGUGUAAUUCAGAAUUCUCAAUCUCGUAUCGUGCUGUGCAUUUUGAGUAAUUGAAACAGUUGAUUGUUUUCGUAUUUCGGAAAAAAAAAUCAAAAAGUGGAUUAAAAAGGACUUAUCGCCAAGAGAUUGAAGAUCGCAGACAAUGGGCCGAUGUUUGUGAAAACUACGAAAGUUCGCAUUUCGGGAAAAAUCUUUAUCGUAUGAAUAACUUUCGAAUGAGAUAUUGCAAAUAAGCACACCCUCGAAAAAAGCUGGAAACUUGAGCAAUUACUGUCUUCGAAAAGGAAGAAGCACCACUGAAAAGUGAGAAUUUUGUCAUUAAUUGCUUCAACUCAGCCUUAUGGCAAUGGCUGUCGCUACAGCAGUUACACUCAGCUAUCGCCGUUCACGCACCACGUCACGUGACUGGGCUGUCGCCAACUCGAUACCAGUUGGCGUGGUGGACACAUCGUUAACUGAACCAAUCGUGAUCAACAUUGGCGGGAAAAAAUACGAGACUUACGAGAGCACGCUAAACCAGUUUCCUAACACGCUGCUGGGAAAUCCUGACAAGCGCAAGAAAUAUUUCGACGAGAAAAACAACGAAUACUUUUUUGACCGACAUCGCAGCUCCUUCACGGCCAUUCUGUAUUAUUAUCAGUCGGGUGGUCUGUUAGAACGGCCUUUGCACGUGCCACAUGAUAUUUUCCUAGAGGAAUUGAACUUCUUCCAGUUGACAGACGACAUGCAGAAGGAGAACGAAGAGGCUGCAAACUGUGAAGUCGACGAUGGCGGACAGGACGAUGACGACGAAGAAGAACUUCCAAAGAAUAGAACCUUACGAGCAAUUUGGCUCGUAUUCGAGAACCCAAAUUAUUCCGUCUGCUCCAAAGGCUUGGCUAUAUUCUCGCUAGUAAUUAUCUUGCUCUCGAUAGUGAUAUUCUGCGUGGAAACAAUGCCUGUUCUGGAUGAUUCCGUUCCUGUCCAGAAGCCCCAUAAUGGCACAAUACGUCAGCCGGCCGAGCGCGGAAAAAACAAACACGUGUUCUUCGUGUUGAACGCAAUCUGUAGUUCGUGGUUCACGUUUGAGUAUGUGAUUCGUCUCAUCGCAUCGCCCAAUAAGAUUCGAUUUCUUAAAGCGAUUCUGAACAUCUUAGAUCUGCUGUCGAUUCUUCCAUUUUACGUGACCCUGGUUGUGCCAGAGGAGUCAGCGGGCAGUAUUGAUGUUCUCCGAGUGAUGCGAGUGAUCCGCGUGUGUCGAAUCUUCAAACUGACGCGCCACUCAAAAGGUUUGCACGUGUUAGGGAAAACUCUGUACGCUAGCGUCAACGAGUUGAUAAUGUUAAUGCUCUUCCUGGUCAUUGGAGUCAUACUGUUUGCAAGCGCCGCGUAUUACGCCGAGGAAAAAGAAAAUGAGGGCUUUAAAAGCAUCCCACACGCAUUCUGGUGGGCUGUUGUAACCAUGACAACGGUAGGAUAUGGAGACAUCUAUCCUAAGACUACAGUUGGUAAAUUAGUAGGGGCCGUGUGCGCCCUAUCGGGAGUACUCGCCAUAGCUCUUCCUGUACCAGUCAUCGUCUCUAACUUUGAAUUUUACUACAAAGAGGAACUAAGCAAUCGAGAGAAUGCCGAGUCAGCGGUGUCAUACAAGAACCUGAAUAGCUUGGUACCAAAGUCGCCGAUGUUAGAGCACAAGUUACUUCUUGAUUCCGCUGCCGGCACACCCACGCACUCGGCCAAGUUAGAAGUUAAUCCUGGGCACUAUUCCAGUCCAUUAUUAACGCAUCGUAUAACAAACGGUGCCAUGAAGUUCGGACAUGAUGCAAUAAUUGAGACUGAUGAGCUCAGCUCUGGUGGGGGUGGAGGAAGCGGCUCGAAACCAUCGACUCCAAUCAAUCGAAGGAAGCAGCAGCAAUCUGCUCCACCUAGAUCAGAAACAGUCCUAUAGAUCGUGCAGGGAAAUAUGUUCCGAUAUGUCUUAGAGGCCAAUGGAACUGAAAUGAAAACAUUUGUGACUUUUGAUGACAUUUCAAAUGUCUACCAGGCAAAUAGGAGCAGCUGUGUUCAGUCCUCUCUGUUCUACGCGUGCGUGAAUACGAAGGAGACACCACGGCAGACCACUGUUACGCUAUGUUGUGCUACUAAAGUUAUAGUUUUUAACAGAAGAGGAUUCCCCGAUGAGCGAAGACAAUUGAAAAUAUAAUUGCUAGUGUAUUUUCGCCUUCCCUUUGGCUGUGUGUAAAAGUUAGAGAAAGUUUGAAGCGCGUGAGUUCUGGUUAACCUUUUUUUACGCCGACUUCAGUAUCACGAGCAAAAGGACAGCCGUUCCACCUAAAAUAUGCUCUCGCUUGAUUUUAAGGCUAAAAACCUGCGGACAGAAACGAACAUGGAGAUAGGGGCGUGUACUACGAAUGAGAAAUCGUAAGUCUAUGAGAAAACACAAGCAAUCAGAACUAGCUGAAUAAAAAAUCUUAACGAACUCGCAGUAAAACAAGCAAGCUCAGCUGCUCACUGAUGAAUAAAGGCUGAUAGUUUCUAAAGAACUGUUUGGGGCUGCGUCGGUGGGGGUAACGAAAUAAUUUGAA